AUGCCUGCGGAGGGUAUUCCUGCGCUUUGCAAUUGUCCCCAUAAAUUGUAUACGGGGGGGGGGGGGGGGGUGGGGGGGGGGGGGGGGGGGGGGGGGGGGGGGGGGGGGGGGGGGGGGGGGGGGGGGGGUGGGGGGGGGGGGGGUGGGGGGGGGGGGGGGGGGGGGGGGGGGGGGGGGGGGGGGUGGGGGGGGGGGGGGGGGGGGGGGGGGGGGGGGUGGGGGGGGGGGGGGGGGGGGGGGGGGGGGGGGGGGGGGGGGGGGGGGGGGGGGGGGGGGGGGGGGGGGGGGGGGGGGGGGGGGGGGGGGGGGGGGGGGGGGGGGGGGGGGGGGGGGGGGGGGGGGGGGGUGGGGGGGGGGGGGGGGGGGGGGGGGGGGGGGGGGGGGGGGGGGGGGGGGUGGGGGGGGGGGGGGGGGGGGGGGGGGGGGGGGGGGGGGGGGGGGGGGGGGGGGGGGGGGGGGGGGGGGGGGGGGGGGGGGGGGGGGGGGGGGGGGGGGGGGGGGGGGGGGGGGGGGGGGGGGGGGGGGGGGGGGGGGGGGGGGGGGGUGGCGGGGGGGGGGGGGGGGGGGGGAGGCGGGGGGGGGGGGGGGGGGGGGGGGGGGGGGGGGGGGGGGGGGGGGGGGGGGGGGGGGGGGGGUGGGGGGGGGGGGGGGGGGGGGGGGGGGGGGGGGGGGGGGGGGGGGGGGGGGGGGGGGGGGGGGGGGGGGGGGGGGGGGGGGGGGGGUGGGGGGGGGGGGGGGGGGGGGGGGGGGGGGGGGGGGGGGGGGGGGGGGGGGCGGGGGGGGGGGGGGGGGGGGGGGGGGGGGGGGGGGGGGGGGGGGGGGGGGGGGGGGGGGGGGGGGGGGGGGGGGGGGGGGGGGGCGGGGGGGGGGGGGGGGGGGGGGGGGGGGGGGGGGGGGGGGGGUGGGGGGGGGGGGGGGGGGGGGGGGGGGGGGGGGGGGGGGGGGGGGGGGGGGGGGGGGGGGUGGGGGGGGGGGGGGGGGGGGGGGGGGGGGGGGGGGGUGGGGGGGGGGGGGGGGGGGGGGGGGGGGGGGGGGGGGGGGGGGGGGGGGGGGGGGGGGGGGGGGGGGGGGGGGGGGGGGGGGGGGGGGGGGGGGGGUGGGGGGGGGGGGGGGGGGGGGGGGGGGGGGGGGGGGGGGGGGGGGGGGGGGGGGGGGGGGGGGGGGGGGGGGGGGGGGGGGGGGGGGGGGGGGGGGGGGGGGGGGGGGGGGGGGGGGGGGGGGGGGGGGGGGGGGGGGGGGGGGGGGGGGUGGGGGGGGGGGGGGGGGGGGGGGGGGGGGGGGGGGGGGGGGGGGGGGGGGGGGGGGGGGGGGGGGGGGGGGGGGGGGGGGGGGGGGGGGGGGGGGGGGGGGGGGGGGGGGGGGGGGGGGGGGGGGGGGGGGGGGGGGGGGGGGGGGGGGGGGGGGGGGGGGGGGGGGGGGGGGGGGGGGGGGGGGGGGGGGGGGGGGGGGGGGGGGGGGGGGGGGGGGGGGGGGGGUGGGGGGGGGGGGGGGGGGGGGGGGGGGGGGGGGGGGGGGGGGGGGGGGGGGGGGGGGGGGGGGGUGGGGGGGGGGGGGGGGGGGGGGGGGGGGGGGAGGGGGGGGGGGCGGGGGGGGGGGGGGGGGGGGGGGGGGGGGGGGGGGGGGGGGGGGGGGGGGGGGGGGGGGGGGGGGGGGGGGGGGGGGGGGGGGGGGGGGGGGGGGGGGGGGGGGGGGGGGGGGGUGGGGGGGGGGGGGGGGGGGGGGGGGGGGGGGGGGGGGGGGGGGGGGGGGGGGGGGGGGGGGGGGGGGGGGGGGGGGGGGGGGGGGGGGGGGGGGGGGGGGGGGGGGGGGGGGGGGGGGGGGGGGGGGGGGGGGUGGGGGGGGGGGGGGGGGGGGGGGGGGGGGGGGGGGGGGGGGGGGGGGGGGGGGGGUGGGGGGGGGGGGGGGGGGGGGGGGGGGGGGGGGGGGGGGGGGGGGGGGGGGGGGGGGGGGGGGGGGGGGGGGGGGGGGGGGGGGGGGGGGGGGGGGGGGGGGGGGGGGGGGGGGGGGGGGGGGGGGGGGGGGGGGGGGGGGGGGGGGGGGGGGGGGGGGGGGGGGGGGGGGGGGGGGGGGGGGGGGGGGGGGGGGGGGGGGGGGGGGGGGGGGGGGGGGGGGGGGGGGGGGGGGGGGGGGGGGGGGGGGGGGGGGGGGGGGGGGGGGGGGGGGGGGGGGGGGGGGGGGGGGGGGGGGGGGGGGGGGGGGGGGGGGGGGGGGGGGGGGGGGGGGUGGGGGGGGGGGGGGGGGGGGGGGGGGGGGGGGGGGGGGGGGGGGGGGGGGGGGGGGGGGGGGGGGGGGGGGGGGGGGGGGGGGGUGGGGGGGGGGGGGGGGGGGGGGGGGGGGGGGGGGGGGGGGGGGGGGGGGGGGGGGGGGGGGGUGGGGGGGGGGGGGGGGGGGGGGGGGGGGGGGGGGGGGGGGGGGGGGGGGGGGGGGGGGUGGGGGGGGGGGGGGGGGGGGGGGGGGGGGGGGGGGGGGGGGGGGGGGGGGGGGGGGGGGGGGGGGGGGGGGGGGGGGGGGGGGGGGGGGGGGGGGGGGGGGGGGGGGGGGGGGGGGGGGGGGGGGGGGGGGGGGGGGGGGGGGGGGGGGGGGGGGGGGGGGGGGGGGGGGGGGGGGGGGGGGGGGGGGGGGGGGGGGGGGGGGGGGGGGGGGGGGGUGGGGGGGGGGGGGGGGGGGGGGGGGGGGGGGGGGGGGGGGGGGGGGGGGGGGGGGGGUGGGGGGGGGGGGGGGGGGGGGGGGGGGGGGGGGGGGGGGGGGGGGGGGGGGGGGGGGGGGGGGGGGGGGGGGGGGGGGGGGGGGGGGGGGGGGGGGGGGGGGGGGGGGGGGGGGGGGGGGGGGGUGGGGGGGGGGGGGGGGGGGGGGGGGGGGGGGGGGGGGGGGGGGGGGGGUGGGGGGGGGGGGGGGGGGGGGGGGGGGGGGGGGGGGGGGGGGGGGGGGGGGGGGGGGGGGGGGGGGGGGGGGGGGGGGGGGGGGGGGGGGGGGGGGGGGGGGGGGGGUGGGGGGGGGGGGGGGGGGGGGGGGGGGGGGGGGGGGGGGGGGGGGGGGGGGGGGGGGGGGGGGGGGGGGGGGGGUGGGGGGGGGGGGGGGGGGGGGGGGGGGGGGGGGGGGGGGGGGGGGGGGGGGGGGGGGGGGGGGGGGGGGGGGGGGGGGGGGGGGGGGGGGGGGGGGUGGGGGGGGGGGGGGGGGGGGGGGGGGGGGGGGGGGGGGGGGGGGGGGGGGGGGGGGGGGGGGGGGGGGGGGGGGGGGGGGGGGGGGGGGGGGGGGGGGGGGUGGGGGGGGGGGGGGGGGGGGGGGGGGGGGGGGGGGGGGGGGGGGGGGGGGGGGGGGGGGGGGGGGGGGGGGGGGGGGGGGGGGGGGGGGGGGGGGGGGGGGGGGGGGGGGGGGGGGGUGGGGGGGGGGGGGGGGGGGGGGGGGGGGGGGGGGGGGGGGGGGGGGGGGGGGGGGGGGGGGGGGGGGGGGGGUGGGGGGGGGGGGGGGGGGGGGGGGGGGGGGUGGGGGGGGGGGGGGGGGGGGGGGGGGGGGGGGGGGGGGGGGGGGGGGGGGGGGGGGGGGGGGGGGGGGGGGGGGGGGGGGGGGGGGGGGGGGGGGGGGGGGGGGGGGGGGGGGGGGGGGGGGGGGGGGGGGGGGGGGGGGGGGGGGGGGGGGGGGGGGGGGGUGGGGGGGGGGGGGGGGGGGGGGGGGGGGGGGGGGGGGGGGGGGGGGGGGGGGGUGGGGGGGGGGGGGGGGGGGGGGGGGGGGGGGGGGGGGGGGGGGGGGGGGGGGGUGGGGGGGGGGGGGGGGGGGGGGGGGGGGGGGGGGGGGGGGGGGGGGGGGGGGGGGGGGGGGGUGGGGGGGGGGGGGGGGGGGGGGGGGGGGGGGGGGGGGGGGGGGGGGGGGGGGGGGGGGGGGGGGGGGGGGGGGGGGGGGGGGUGCGGGUUGCGCACGGGCCUUGGAAGCUAG
Messenger RNA from Dicrocoelium dendriticum, 3930 nucleotides. Lineage: Eukaryota; Metazoa; Platyhelminthes; Trematoda; Plagiorchiida; Dicrocoeliidae. The record is from the annotation of a GenBank genome assembly.